Messenger RNA from Aspergillus costaricaensis CBS 115574, 1926 nucleotides. RefSeq names its product UTP glucose-1-phosphate uridylyltransferase (gene ugp1). The transcript is spliced from 2 exons. The record is from RefSeq and is a predicted model, not a curated record. Gene Ontology annotation, cellular component: cytoplasm. Gene Ontology annotation, molecular function: UTP:glucose-1-phosphate uridylyltransferase activity. Bases 1 to 1581 code for a protein of 526 amino acids. Gene Ontology annotation, biological process: UDP-alpha-D-glucose metabolic process; glycogen metabolic process. Lineage: Eukaryota; Fungi; Ascomycota; Eurotiomycetes; Eurotiales; Aspergillaceae.
AUGGCUUCCAAGGCUUUGCCCAGUCACCUCAGAGCUCCCGCGAGCGACUCCGCGAGUGCUGCCUCCUUCGGCAAGCACCACGGAAAGUCCCAGUCUCACAUGGUAAGUUUUGUCGCUGCCUUCGAGAAUGCCUCCACUAGCGUGGCUGCCUCUCAGAUGCGCAAUGCCCUGAACGCCCUCGCCGAGACCGUCCCCGAUGCCGCGGAGCGCAAGCGCUUCGAGGCCGAGAUGGACAACUUCUUCGCCCUCUUCCGCAGAUUCCUCAACGACAAGGCCAAGGGCAACGAGGUCAACUGGGACCGCAUCGCCCCUCCCCAGCCCUCUCAGGUCGUCAACUACAAUGAUCUCGGCAGCGAGGCCUCCGUUGAGUUCCUGAACAAGCUGGCUGUUGUCAAGCUCAACGGUGGUCUGGGUACCUCCAUGGGCUGUGUCGGCCCCAAGUCCGUCAUUGAGGUCCGCGAGGGCAUGUCCUUCUUGGAUCUGUCCGUCCGCCAGAUCGAGCACCUCAACCGCACCUUCAACGUCAAUGUGCCCUUCGUCCUGAUGAACUCCUUCAACACCGACCAGGACACCCAGUCGAUCAUCAAGAAGUACCAGGGCCACAACGUUGACAUCAUCACCUUCAACCAGUCCCGUUACCCCCGUAUCAUCAAGGACUCUCUGCUCCCCGCCCCCAAGUCCUUCGACGCCCCCCUGCAGGACUGGUACCCUCCCGGUCACGGUGACGUUUUCGAGUCCCUGUACAACUCCGGUACCCUGGACAAGCUCCUCGAGCGUGGUGUCGAGUACAUCUUCCUGUCCAACGCCGACAACCUGGGUGCUGUCGUCGAUCUCCGCAUUCUUCAGCACAUGGUUGACACCCAGGCUGAGUACAUCAUGGAGUUGACCGACAAGACCAAGGCUGACGUCAAGGGUGGUACCAUCAUUGACUAUGAGGGCAAGGCUCGUCUGCUCGAAAUUGCUCAGGUCCCCAAGGAGCACGUCAACGAGUUCAAGUCCAUCAAGAAGUUCAAGUACUUCAACACCAACAACAUCUGGAUGAGCCUCCGUGCCAUCAAGCGUGUGGUGGAGGAGAACGAGCUGGAGAUGGAGAUCAUCGCCAACGAGAAGUCCAUCCCUGCUGACAAGAAGGGUGAGGCCGACCAGGCCAUCUACCAGCUGGAGACCGCCGUUGGUGCUGCCAUCCGUCACUUCAAGAAUGGACAUGGUGUCAACGUCCCCCGUCGCCGCUUCCUGCCCGUCAAGACCUGCUCCGACCUGAUGCUGGUCAAGUCUGACCUGUACCGCCUGGAGCACGGUCAGCUUGUCAUGGACCCCAACCGCUUCGGUGGUGUCCCCGUCAUCAAGCUCGGUUCCGACUUCAAGAAGGUCUCUGACUUCCAGAAGCACAUCCCCAGCAUCCCUCGCAUUGUCGAGCUGGACCACCUCACUAUCACCGGUGCCGUCAACCUGGGCCGCAACGUGCAGCUCAAGGGAACUGUCAUCAUUGUGGCCACGGAAGGCAGCACCAUUGACAUCCCUCCGGGUUCCGUGCUUGAGAACUGCGUUGUGCAGGGAUCCCUGCGCAUCCUGGAACACUAGAUUGGUGCAUCCAUGGGCGGCCGCUUAAUUCCUACUUCCGAAAAAGGUCGUCGUUGCCCCUUUGUCUCAUCUGGGAUGAUACCGAGGCACGAAUUGGCUAGGUGGGCUUGAUAGAAUUUCUGUUUGAGCGGAGUCACUUGUCUUCUUCUUCGCCGAGGCCAUUUAUUCUGGUCGUUUAGUGUUCUUUAAUUGGAAGCAUUCUGCGCCCUCUUCUCUCUCCUGGAUGCCGGAAUGCUGGGUCAAAAAGGGUUUCUCAGGAGGAAAAAAGCUGCAGAGUGUGGGGGCCAGCGUUUAGCUAGGAGAUAUCACCGUACGUAAUGUCCAAUUCAUAUUAUUCACCUUUGG